AAACACAAAGGAGUAUUGUGCUUGGUGACCAUCUUCAUGGCUUGCUCUAUUUUCCCAUCUGUCUCUGUACUGCAUGCUCCGCACAACACUUGUCGCCGGAAGGACCCCCCAGUUGUCGGUUUCAGGUUCUGAUAGGCCGGAGAUUUCUGAGAGCACGAGCGUGUUGUUGUUGUUGUGAUUGGACGUCUAUUUGGGGGUGGGCGUAGUACCAACGCAACUGCUCCUCACUCCCUUAGCGUCGGGGGCUUUUGCUUAGAGUCGUGCUGUUCAUCAGGUUGCGAAUCGGCGCCAAACUUUAUGCUUUGUCGUGAAUUGGCUCUUGCUUGUUGAGAGUGCGUGCGUGCGUGCGUGGAGUUUGGGUGGAAGAGGUUUUGGUUAUCUCGUGGGUUGCAUCUUCGCAGUGUGUUAUAACUGCGACGGUUUUCAAGCCCCUAAUUCAUCCCUUGUUCUGGACCCCGGGGUGUUGGUUGCGGGAAAGGGUUACCGGGUUUGUGGUUUAAGCAUAUUUGGUCAGUGACUUCGCAAGUUUUUAAUGGCGGAGACCGAGAUUUGCUACAGUGGAGGUCCCCAACCUCCAUGGCUGGACAAGAACGCUUGGUACAUUCCUGUACAAGUUCCAAAGGAACACGCCGAUCGAAUGCCCAGAAUCGCAUUGCACAAAGUUGAGCUAAAGGUGCACAUGUGUUGCCCCAAAUGUGCGGAGAUAGUGGCUGAAGAAAUCAGAUACUUGGGCGGAGUUUUUAACGUGGAAGUCGACCAGAAGAACUCCAAGGUGACUGUCACUGGGAGACCAGACCCAGAGCGGGUAUUGAAGAGGGCGAGGAAGGUGGAUAGGCACGCAACGUUCUGGCCAACACCUCCGCCCCAAGUCGUUCAAGUGGUCGAGGAGGUGGUGGUGGAGAAGCCAAAGGAAGACGAGAAAAAGGAAGACCCUAAAACUGAAGAAAAGAAGGAAGAGGUCAAGGCGGAGGGGAAGAAGGAAGACUCGAAGGAGGAGAAGGUGGAAGUGAAGGAGGAGAAGAAAGAGGAGAAGAAGGAAGAAUCUUCCACUCCUGUGGUAACGCAAGUGCAGUAUCCCCCGCCUUACUCCACGUAUGGAACUGCCUACGGAUAUCCUCCUUACGGAUUCGACUACAGACCGAGCCAAUCUUACACGCCUCUCUAUCCCGAUUACCACAUGGGUUAUGGUCCUCAAAUUCCCUUGUACAAUCCCAACUACAUGAAGCACGUCAAGAUAGCCUACUGAGACUGCCUCGCAGUUCGAAGCACUGUUUUGUGUGCCUGGACACAUUAAUGCGAGGUGAUUCGGAGGCAACUGUAGUAGUGUACAUUAAAUUGGAUAACCAGAACUUGCUUACUAGUUUAUGCCUGAAGUCAUCGUAGGUAGAGUGAUGGCUGGGCUUGUACCACUCCAGCUUAGCGCACAACCCCCCCCCCCCCCCCCCCCCCCGAUUUCGCUUUGAAAAAUUAGUCUUUAGUUGCGAACGGUUUGUAGAAUUGUUGUAGCGAAGGCGCAAAGCAUAGGGCUAGUGGCAGGUGGUUAUAGUCGCCUCAAGCAGGCGUAGCUCGUUGCGAUCGGAUCCCAACAGAACCCUUCGUAAGAAAUACGCUGUCGCAAGGAAGCUGCUGCAAUCAAUUCUGUUUUCAUUUAUUUUACUUUAAUCUCAAGUGCUUUUUGGUGAUUCAUCCAA
Molecule: messenger RNA, 1691 nt
Organism: Physcomitrium patens
Lineage: Eukaryota; Viridiplantae; Streptophyta; Bryopsida; Funariales; Funariaceae
Molecular function (GO): metal ion binding
Source: RefSeq, a predicted model, not a curated record